ACCUUGUUGAUCCAGCACGUGCUGUACUCUGCUCAAUCCGGCAUAUCGUUGUUGCGUCCAGGUGGCCUGACUUCAGAGCUACUCGAUACUCAGUCUUGGUUCGAGGUCCACCAGGCCAUUGCCUCAACAAGACGGGAGCUCACUAGUAACCAGCACGCUAGAGACAGAAUAACAGGGAGUGGGUACGGAGUACUUUAGAUAAGCAAAACUCUCCGCGUCGAACGAAUUCGUACAUGAGACGCAUCUACAGGUACCAUUGCGUGCGGUUUAAGUACCGUCUGGAUUGGCUCCUGUCCUGCCUUUUCUUUUUCUCUCUCCAUCCCUCACAAGCCUCGAACCACUACCUCCCCCAGCAAAGGUUUUCAAGUCUCGCACUUUUUCCCCGUCCAAAAGACUCUCAACAUGCAGCUCAAGCUUUCCACCCUUCUCCUGGCCCUCGGCCUGAUCAGCACCGCCUCCGCCCUGAACUGCUACGCGACCCUCGAUCUCUGCAACCAGGAGUGCGGCAACGGCGAGUUCCCUUGCUCCGAGACCUCCGGCGCCCCGGCCAACGCCCCCUACUGCUGUGCGUAAGCAAGCUCUGCUGGGUGGCAACAUCCAGAGGACUUCCGCAUGAUGUCUGGGGUUAUAUUUAUUACUCGACAAGAUCGCACGCCCAAGAUCCAUGGAAGAUAGGAGGGUGAAGGAAAACUCGAGAAAGCUGCUUUUGGUUACUACC
Aspergillus japonicus CBS 114.51 is the source of this 718-nucleotide messenger RNA. RefSeq lists its product as uncharacterized. Lineage: Eukaryota; Fungi; Ascomycota; Eurotiomycetes; Eurotiales; Aspergillaceae. The record is from RefSeq and is a predicted model, not a curated record. The transcript is spliced from 2 exons. Bases 234 to 683 code for a protein of 149 amino acids.